Sabethes cyaneus is the source of this 942-nucleotide messenger RNA. RefSeq lists its product as uncharacterized. Bases 1 to 942 code for a protein of 313 amino acids. NCBI's taxonomy places the organism in Eukaryota, Metazoa, Arthropoda, Insecta, Diptera, Culicidae. Gene Ontology annotation, cellular component: cytoplasm. The record is from RefSeq and is a predicted model, not a curated record. The transcript has 5 exons. Gene Ontology annotation, molecular function: GTP binding; ribosome binding.
AUGUGUCAAUACACAUCAAAGCUAUCAUCAGCUGAAGUGACUACUACGAGAUAUAAAUACACUGAUUCCAGUAAAUACAAAGACUAUAAAGGGAAAUUUAAGAGUACCAACAGAGAGAUCGCUGGUUGGACCGAUGGAGCAGAUUUAGAUGAGUUCAGCUUGGAUGAUGCCGACUACGACACCAUUGCCAACAAUGCCAUGCGAGUGCAGAAAAGAUUGCACAAUGAACAAAACGUGUUUAUCAUUCAACCAUACAUAAAGUGGGGACCGAAAAAGUCUUCCAGCAAAUCAGAACAUCAACUUGCGGAGGCGGAAGCGUUGGUUCGUUCGAUACCCAAAUGGACAGUAGAGUCCCAAGUAACCAAGAUUCCGCUGGAAUCGCUAGAUAAAAAGCAUCUUUUUGGCGUUGGGAAACUGGAAGAAAUUAAAAUGUGUUUGCAAAACCUGCAAACUUCUGGAACGUUAAUCACUUGUGUAUUUGUCACCUUUCCAAUUGUUGCUGUCGUGGGCUACACCAGUGCCGGUAAAACCUCUCUGAUUAAAGCCUUCACCGAGGAAAAAUCUCUCGAACCGCGGAAUCAGCUAUUUGCCACGUUAGAUGUAACGGCUCAUGCUGGCUGGCUUCCAUGCAAGCUGGAAGUACUCUUUAUGGACACCGUCGGUUUUAUGGCGGAUAUCCCGACGGGACUAUUGCAAGAAAUUGAGCGGCAAAUUCUGGUCGUUACCGGUCGCCAAAAGCUUAUUAUACGGGUUCCUAUGGGCGGCCAAGAGGUGGCUUGGCUAUACAAGAAUGCAGCUGUAACGGAAACGGCUGCCGAUCCUCGGGAUAGUCAGCGGCUGCUGGUCGGAGCGGUGAUUACCGAAGCCAAACUAUACAACAGUUUCGGCAUCUGUUUGUUUAGAGAAGGGCUUCGUGAGCCUACGCCUAACUUCAUCCAUUAA